Bacidia gigantensis is the source of this 624-nucleotide messenger RNA. RefSeq names its product COPII coat GTPase (gene SAR1). The coding region runs from base 1 to 624 and encodes 207 amino acids. Gene Ontology annotation, biological process: intracellular protein transport; endoplasmic reticulum to Golgi vesicle-mediated transport; membrane organization. Gene Ontology annotation, cellular component: endoplasmic reticulum exit site; COPII vesicle coat. Gene Ontology annotation, molecular function: GTP binding; GTPase activity. NCBI's taxonomy places the organism in Eukaryota, Fungi, Ascomycota, Lecanoromycetes, Lecanorales, Ramalinaceae. The record is from RefSeq and is a predicted model, not a curated record. The transcript has 4 exons.
AUGUGGCUCUUUGACUGGUGUAGGUUCUCUGGAGUUGUCUGGCCUUAUCAUCCUAACCUGGCUGACAUUCCGAUGCGCUAUGCAGUCUUCGAUCUUCUUGCCUCUCUAGGGCUGCUCAACAAGCACGCAAAACUGCUAUUCUUGGGAUUAGACAAUGCUGGCAAGACUACUCUUCUACACAUGCUGAAGAAUGAUAGGGUCGCUGUCCUUCAACCAACGCUACACCCUACUUCAGAGGAACUGGCGAUGGGCAACAAUCGCUUUACGACGUUUGACCUAGGAGGUCACCAGCAAGCUCGCCGCCUUUGGAAAGACUAUUUCCCCGAAGUAUCCGGCAUCGUUUUCCUUGUUGAUGCCAAAGACCACGAAAGAUUCGCCGAGUCAAAAGUCGAAUUAGAUGCUCUUCUUACAAUGGAGGACCUGUCGAAGGUGCCAUUUGCAAUCCUUGGAAACAAAAUUGAUCACCCAGAUGCAAUCAGUGAAGAACAAUUGAGGCAAGAACUCGGAUUGUGGCAGACCACCGGCAAGGGUAAAGUAGCGUUGGAGGGUGUCCGACCAAUUGAAGUAUUUAUGUGCAGUGUGGUCAUGAGACAGGGUGGGCAUCUUCUUCUAACGUUGCAAUGA